CCGAGGCUUACUUGCUGUUGUUAUCAUCUUGUAAUUGUCAUUAUCAUACGUCGUCGUCGUCGUCUUCUGGUUGGUAGCAAGCUGGAAGCGGAAAGCAAGGCACGAACGAGAUAAGUUAACGAUUAGAUAAGCGCUCCUCCACUUACAUAACCAACCACGUGCUCCUGCCCGAACCAGCAUGCUAAGCGAAUCCGCCUCACUUUGAACGCCGCGAGUUCUCCUCUCCAACAACUCACCAACAUCAACCUCUGUAGGACCCCUCAUCUAUAUCUACACUCCCUCCCGCUCUCUUUUUUUUCUCUGUUUUUCUCUGAAGGAAAGAAAAGGUAUUCACUGUGUAUUCCUUGACUUCCUUCCGCUCGUAGUUUCUUCGAUCGCCUGUCAACUUGUUACAACUUUUGCCGCUGGACAAUCAGUCCUUUUUCACCAUGAGUACAGCUCCACCACCAUGGCGAGCAACUGCUGCGCCUGCUUAUUCAUCAAAUGCUUCGCCAGCGUACAUUCCUGUCCAAGCACGCCGGAGCCUCGCCCACCAUGCUCCUGAACCUACCACCGUCGCGAAAACAGAGUCAAGAGAGCUAUCAUCGCCGAAAUCAACAGAUCCCAAGGCCGGGAAGUCGAAAAUUGACUGGCCUCCGGCUGUUCGCCAAUAUGUCCAACGCAGCUUCGUCCCUGAGUUCCAAAUCGCGAGCGUCAGUCGGAUGGACAUGGAGCAAAAGCUCAAGCAAGUUAUCACCGAAGCCGCUGAAAGUGGUAACCUUCACAAUGUUGAUUGGGAGAACUUGCCGUUGCCGCAACAAAUGAUUCAGAAUGAGCGAAAUAAGAUUCUCACUUCUGCUUCUGUUGCUUCCUUGCAAUCGUCAUGGUCUGCGAAGUCGCAAGAACUUCGUCAGCAGAAACAAGAGAAAGCGAAGGAAGAAUCUCCAAACAAGAGGAAGUCGUCAGAAUUCAGCGCAGAAGAUGACGAGGCGGAACAUAUUCCACCUUGGAGAAAAACUAACACACGCAAUGGCUUUGAAGACCGUAUUAGUUACCCUUCCACAACUGAUAAGCGACGACGGAUAGAUAGCAACAACUCUAACAGCAACAGCAAAAAUACAAGUAAGUUCAAAAAUAACCUGGAGCUGCGGAAACGACGCUUUGAGGAUUUGCGUUCAGGUUACCAGUCUCCUCAGACUGGGAGCUCCUCCCGCGAUGAAUCACCGGAUGUGGGUGGAGGACCUGUCAUCGGACGGUGCCAAAUGUUGGAGAAAAAUUAUUUCCGAUUGACUUCGGCCCCCAAUCCUGAUACUGUUCGUCCUUUGCCCGUGCUGAAAAAGAUGCUCGAUUUAUUGAAGAAAAAGUGGCGUCUCGAGAAUAACUAUACCUAUGUUUGCGAUCAGUUUAAGUCUAUGCGCCAGGAUUUGACCGUCCAGCACAUCAAAAAUGAGUUUACAGUGAACGUGUACGAGAUACACGCCAGGAUUGCUUUAGAAAAAGGGGACCUUGGUGAGUAUAAUCAAUGCCAGACGCAACUGCGAGCAUUGUAUUCGCAAAAUCUUGGAGGACAUCCCAUGGAAUUUAUGGCCUAUCGCAUUCUCUAUUUUAUCCAUACCCGCAAUCAGACGGCCAUCAACGACGCUUUGGCAGAUCUAACCCCUGCAGACAAACUGGAUCCUGCUGUGAAGCAUGCCCUUGAUGUUCGAUCAGCUCUAGCAUUGGGGAAUUACCAUAGAUUCUUUCAACUUUAUCUGGAUACGCCGAACAUGGGAGCAUACCUUAUGGACAUGUUUGUUGACCGCGAGCGUCUUGCGGCACUUGCGUGUAUUUGUAGAGCGUAUAAACCUGAGGUGAAGAUAAGAUUUAUUACUGAAGAACUUGGUUUUGAGUCCGAUGAACAGGCCGCCCGAUUUAUAUUGGACCAUGCUCCAGAGGAUUUGCUCCAGGAAAAACCUGAUGGGGUUAAGCUCCUUACCGGGAAAGCCGGGCAGGUUUUCGAACUGGCUAAAGCGGAAGCUCACAAAGUGGUCGAUAUAAAAGGGCAGAUCUAACCAACCCGCUUGAUCCUUCCUAAAGCAAGGAUUUCUCCAUUGUUCAGUUCAUGACACACCGCCACCCCCUUCCAACUUCCAUUCUUGUUUCGCACAUUCCGUCUUCUAUUGGGCCGUAUCCCGACCUAUACACCGGUCAAAUCGUCCAUCGUAUUUCUAUUUCUUCUCUUACCUACUUCUGCGGCUUGUCAUCGCCGUGGAUUUCUUUUUUUCACUUUUUCUUGUCUUCUAAUUUUCUCUAUCUUACACUCCGUGUCUCUCGAAGCCUAUAUCCAUCCCUCGUGCAUAUAUUUUAACCCUAAGCCUAUCCAUGGAUUAUCGCCAUACUGUUACAUCUGACGAUCGAUCGGUUAUGCAUUUGGGACACGCGACCUCACGGAAAUCUUUUGCGUUUUUCGUUUUAUGUUUUUCACCAGGCUAUCGGCACUUUUGGGUACCCAAUAUACCCUUCAAUCGAAUCCUAACAGUUUCUUCAUUCGGAUUUCGCAUGAUUUUUAUAUAAUACCGCUUUCGUACCGGAGUUAGGCGCUUGGGGUGCUUGGGGUGUAUCGAGUGGGUGGUCGUUACUGACUUUUCAUUUCUCUGGCGAGCUUUUCCGGUGCCUGCAUUUCGUGGCGGGAGUGCUUUGGGUCUCGAGAUAACCAACUUUAUUUCUGUAUAUUUUCCUCUGAUUCACUGAAAACUUUUUUUUAUAUAUAUCUAUAUAUAUAAUACUAAGGAGCUUAUUAUUUUCAAGAAUUGAAUAUCUCAAAUAUACAACUGUGGCCCGUGUUGAGUCAUUUCAUUUGAGUAAAACCUUUGGUUCUAGAUUGAGUAAGACGUAUGAUGAUAAGAAAUACACAUGCUUUCACUAGCCUCAUCACUUCUGUAGUUGAUGCAUCUCAUCACAGUGUAAUUAUCAUCA
This is a messenger RNA of Blastomyces dermatitidis ER-3, 2934 nucleotides long. RefSeq names its product GANP domain-containing protein. Bases 429 to 2030 code for a protein of 533 amino acids. Lineage: Eukaryota; Fungi; Ascomycota; Eurotiomycetes; Onygenales; Ajellomycetaceae. The record is from RefSeq and is a predicted model, not a curated record. Gene Ontology annotation, cellular component: nucleus. The transcript is spliced from 3 exons.